Lycium barbarum (goji berry) is the source of this 2289-nucleotide messenger RNA. Its product is annotated as potassium channel KAT1-like. Bases 210 to 2261 code for a protein of 683 amino acids. Gene Ontology annotation, biological process: potassium ion transport; transmembrane transport. The transcript has 11 exons. The record is from RefSeq and is a predicted model, not a curated record. Gene Ontology annotation, molecular function: voltage-gated potassium channel activity. Gene Ontology annotation, cellular component: membrane. Lineage: Eukaryota; Viridiplantae; Streptophyta; Magnoliopsida; Solanales; Solanaceae.
GAUACCAGUACAUAAGUUGCAAUAAUCAGUUUUCAUAACUUCAAAGCAUAUCAAAAGAAUGAUUCUACAGAAAAAGAUGAGGUUGACUAUACUUAGCAACAGUCAACAGCUUCACUUUCAGCAUCUAUAUAUAAGGCUCUUCAAAAGGGACUUUACCAUCAAUUGAUUAGUUUUUAAAUAAGACUUAAAAAAAAAAAAAAAAAUCAGCAAUGUUAUUUUCUUAUGAUAAAUACUCUGGUUUCUUCUCCAGCGAUCUCCUUCCUUCUCUUGGAACCAAAAUCAACCAAGAAGCAAAGCUUCGAAAGUAUAUCAUUUCGCCCUUCAAUCUUCGUUACAGGGCUUGGGAGAUGUUUCUACUCAUAUUUGUCAUCUACACGGCGUGGAUUACGCCUUUUGAGUCUGCAUUUCUGAUAUACAGAAUAGAUGCCUUGGUCAUCUUUGACAACAUUGUCAACUGCCUCUUUGCUAUUGACAUUUUCCUUAACUUCUUUAUGGCUUAUCUUGAUAAAGAAUCAUAUAUUCUUGUUGAUGAUCCUAAGAAGAUAGCAAUGAGGUACUUAUCAACCUGGUUCAUAUUUGAUGUUUGUUCCACUUUACCAUUUCAUGCUUUCUUCUUUAUUGAUCACAAAGAAAGUGGAGUUGGGUUUAAAUUGCUCAGUAUGCUCAGACUUUGGCGUCUUAGAAGAGUCAGUGCCCUGUUUGCAAGGCUUGAGAAGGACAUCCGUUUUAACUAUUUCUGGACACGAUGUGCAAAACUGAUCUCUGUAACUUUGUUUGCAGUGCAUUGUGCUGGAUGCUUUAACUAUGUGAUUGCAGAUAGAUAUCCUGAUACAAAAAGAACAUGGAUUGGUGCAGCAAAUCCCAACUUCAAGGAAGAAGGCCUUUGGGACAGAUAUAUAACUUCACUCUAUUGGUCUAUUGUUACACUAACAACAACUGGUUAUGGAGACUUGGUUGCUGAGAACCCAAGGGAGAUGCUCUUUGACAUUUUUUACAUGUUAUUCAACUUGGGAUUGACAUCUUACAUCAUUGGAAACAUGACAAAUCUUGUAGUUCACUGGACCGGCUACACUAGAAAUUUCAGGGAUAAAGUGGAAGCAGCUCAAGAAUUUGCGAAACGAAAUCAGUUGUCACCAAGGAUACAAGAACAGAUUUUGUCACAUAUCUGUCUCAAGUUCAAAACUGAAGCAUUGCAACAAAAGGAGACCAUAAAUGUCCUGCCAAAGGCCAUCAGAUCAAGCAUUGCACAUUACCGGUUUUUGCCAAUAGUUCAAAAUAUCAGUCUGUUCCAAGGUGUUUCCAGGGAAUUGCUUUUCCAACUGGUUCCUGAAAUGGAAGCUGAAUAUUUCCCUCCCAAGGAAGAUGUGAUUUUACAAAAUGAGGCUCAAACAGAUUUGUAUAUAAUAGUCUCUGGAGCAUUGGAUUUCCUAGCAGAUAUCGAUGGACAUGAACGAAUCAUUGGAAAGGCUGUUGCUGGAGAGUCAUUUGGAGAAAUAGGCGUUUUAUUUGGAAGGUCACAACCAUAUGCUGUUAGAACAACUGAAAUUUCUCAAAUAUUAUGCCUUAGCAGGAAAACAUUACUGAACAUUCUUCGCGUCAAUCCAGAAGAUGAACGGAUUAUAAUGAGAAAUCUUGUUCUGAAACGGCAAGGAUUUGGAGGCUUUGAUUAUGUUGAAAGUGACUCGAGUUUGGUCUUCAACAACUGGUCAAAUAGAGGAACAAAUGACCAAGGCUGUUCUCAUGUUGCACAACAAGAUACACCAACCAAUCCUAGUGACCUGAUUAGUAUAGAUAUCCAAAAUUUAGAAGCUAGAGAAAAGAAACAAGUAGCAAAUGAAGGUGAAAGUUAUGGAUGUAACAGUGAAUUAAAUGAGCAGAAAGGUAAUUUCAUUUCAUUAGAUGAAGAAACAAGGAACAGACAAUUCAAGCCUUCAAGAAAUGAGGUCCCAUGUUGUUCUUCUUAUUCAGGUAAUAGAAGUCAAAGUGGUACAAAAGGGUCAAAACACAUCAACAAGAGAGUUACCAUUCACAUGAAAAAGAACAACAAUUCAUUGAAGGAGCAGAAUGGAAAGCUAAUAAUACUACCUUAUACACUAGAAGAGCUAUUCCGAGUAGCAGGUCAAAGAUUUGGGGACUACAAUCUCAAGAAAGUUGUAAAUGCAGAAGAUGUAGAAAUAGAUGAGGUAGAUGUCAUUAGAGAUGGAGAUCACUUGUUUUUCCUUUCAACUGAUUGCUCAGGUAUAGAAAGUAAUAUGAUGUGACAUGAUAAUUAACUAUGAUGUUUCCACA